Messenger RNA from Pantherophis guttatus, 8623 nucleotides. RefSeq names its product phosphodiesterase 4C (gene PDE4C). Gene Ontology annotation, biological process: signal transduction. Gene Ontology annotation, molecular function: 3',5'-cyclic-nucleotide phosphodiesterase activity. The record is from RefSeq and is a predicted model, not a curated record. Lineage: Eukaryota; Metazoa; Chordata; Lepidosauria; Squamata; Colubridae.
AUCGCUCUCUGACCGAGAGUCCAGCAAGCUGUUUGCCUGUCAGAAGAGUUCGUUCUGGAAAAGAUGGGAAGCGCCAUAUGCUAAUAGCCUAGAUCAAGUUACAUGCGCGCCCUCCCACCCACGCACCCUCCUGCCACACGAACUGUGCCAAAGUUAGAGAGUUACAAGAGAUUCCCCAGGGGCUCUCGGCUGUCCCAUCUUCAUCAUUGUUAGCUCAUUUUUUGCAUCGCCGCCACAGUUCUUGUAUCAGCCGGCUAUUUGCAAGCAGCCCGGAGCAACAGCAAAAGGUCAGAGCAAAUGUUUACAUUUGCCAGACGGGUUUGGAAGACCGAGGCCCGGGAGGGCGAGUUGGCAGAGGUGAUCAGCUGUCAGUGAAAUCGGACUCACCGGAGGCCAGAGGGCGGGCUAGCAGAGGUGAUCAACUAUCAGUGUAAUUGGACUCGCCGCAUCAGUAGCAUUGCCAGGACUGCUAGGCAGGUUUGAACAUAAGUGGUUUAGGUUUUCAGGCCUACUGUGCCCUGCCAGAAUUUUGCGAGGGUUUAGUGUGGCCAUUUCCAAUGGCUUGUGCUGCUCUGGGAGGCAGCUCUAUAAAUGCAAAGUCUUUUUUGCAUUUGAGCUUCUGGGAAGGGCUCUGUUGUCUUGUUAGGGCUGACCACCAUUGGCAGAUCCAAGCUGUCUACCCAAGGAUGGCCUAAGUGUUUAAGGGAGGGAGCUAGAGGGAGCUGCAGGUGAGUUAUGGGACAAGCCUCUUGCCCCUUGUCCCUGGCUUACCCUUGCUGGAGACAGUGACGAGAGAAACUUGGCCCUGCUGUCAGCUGGAUCCACGCCAAGCCAUUUGUUUAGCUUCCCGGCUGGGGGUGAGGCGACAGCAGAAAGUUCCCUAGAGCAGGGCGGAUAGGAUGGUGCCUGUGCGUGUCUUGCUUUGGGCUUGAAUAAUGGCUGGGGUACCUUCAAGGAGCCACAAAAAUCAGAGGACGGUGAAGUUCCUUCGGGGCCGGAAUAUCUAACGUUGUGGAGGCUGUCACGUCUCUGGACACAGAGCACCAAUACAUCAGGACAACAGAGCCGGAGGAACCAGAGAGAGAGCUGGCUUCUUGCAAAUAGGAUGGGUCCCAGCCGUGCUCCCUUCUGUGGCAGUGACGGUGUCCUUUUGGGGGCCCGUUUGCGCACGACAUUGGGCAUUUCCAGCUCCAGAGUCUAAUUUAGCCUUUCGGCCAUCAGCUACCCUCCUUGGCUUCGUGCGGAGCCUUGCGGGCGGUAGCUGUGGUGGUGGCAAUUGCCUGAGUUCUCUGCCUCUGAGGAACAGCAGCCGGGAUGUAAGUGGGGAUGCUCUCCUCCUGCUCCAAGCUACCCAACUCCCCAGGAGUUUCCCCAGCCUCCAAGACCGACAGCUCACCUGUUCUCUCCAAGAAAAUGAGCGUGAUCCCCAAUCUUCGUCUCCAGAGGAGGUUCACUGUGGCCCAUCCGCUUUGCUUUGAUGUCGAGAAUGGCUUCUCUCCAGGACGAAGUCCCCUUGGUUCCCAGGCCAAUCUGGGCCUGGGACUUGUUUUACAAGGCACAACACCCCACAGCCAACGUCGGGAGUCCUUCCUGUACCGAUCGGACAGCGACUAUGACCUCUCCCCGAAAGCCAUGUCCCGCAAUUCCUCUAUCAGCAGUGACAUGCAUGGAGAAGACUUGAUUGUUACUCCUUUUGCACAGGUCUUGGCCAGCCUGCGGACAGUUCGUAACAACUUUGCUGUCUUGACCCACCUCCGGGAACAUGUCUGCAACAAGCGAACAUCUGGUCCAGUCAAUCCCGUCUCUACCUCUAAGGUCAAUCUAUCAGAGGAUGCCUACCAAAAGUUGGCUGUCGAGACCUUGGAAGAGUUAGACUGGUGCCUGGAUCAGCUGGAGACUUUGCAAACACGUCAUUCAGUCAGUGAGAUGGCUUCCAACAAGUUUAGAAGAAUGCUCAAUCGGGAACUGACACACCUCUCGGAAACAAGCCGUUCUGGAAACCAGGUAUCCGAGUACAUCUCCAACACAUUCUUGGACAAGCAGCAUGAGGUGGAAAUCCCAACCUCUGUUCCCAAAGAAAAAGACAAGGAGAAAAAGAAGCGGCCAAUGUCACAGAUCAGUGGUGUGAAAAAACUGAUGCAUAGCUCCAGCUUCAGUUGUGCUGCCAUCCCUCGUUUUGGAGUAAAAACGGAUCAGGAAGGGCCAUUGGCUAAGGAACUAGAAGAUGUGAACAAAUGGGGCCUUGAUGUAUUCAAGAUUGCAGAGUAUUCUGGCCACCGCCCACUAACAGUCAUCAUGUACAGCAUCUUCCAGGAAAGGGAUUUGCUGAAAACUUUUCAGAUCCCUGCGGAUACCUUCAUCACAUUCAUGAUGACCCUGGAAGAUCAUUAUCAUGCUGAUGUUGCCUACCACAACAACAUUCAUGCAGCUGAUGUUGCCCAAUCCACACACGUAUUGCUUUCAAUGCCAGCUCUGGAGGCUGUUUUCACUGACCUGGAGAUUUUGGCUGCCAUUUUUGCAGCUGCCAUCCAUGAUGUUGACCAUCCUGGUGUUUCUAACCAGUUCCUGAUAAAUACCAAUUCAGAACUGGCACUAAUGUAUAAUGAUGCAUCAGUGUUGGAAAAUCAUCAUUUGGCAGUAGGAUUCAAACUUUUACAAGAGGAAAACUGUGAUAUUUUCCAGAAUCUCUCGAAGAAGCAACGACAAAUGCUCCGGAAAAUGGCCAUUGACAUGGUGCUGGCAACAGAUAUGUCAAAACAUAUGAAUCUUCUGGCUGAUCUGAAGACAAUGGUAGAGACCAAGAAAGUGACCAGCUUGGGAGUCCUGCUUUUGGAUAACUACUCAGAUCGCAUUCAGGUUUUGCAGAAUAUUGUACACUGUGCAGAUCUCAGCAACCCCACAAAACGACUGGAGCUCUAUCGCCAGUGGACAGACCGAAUCAUGAUAGAAUUCUUCCACCAAGGCGAUCGUGAGCGGGAGAAGGGCAUGGAGAUUAGUCCAAUGUGUGAUAAACACAAUGCCUCCAUAGAAAAGUCUCAGGUGGGAUUCAUUGAUUAUAUUGCUCAUCCGCUUUGGGAAACUUGGGCUGAUUUAGUUCAUCCUGAUGCUCAGGAGAUUCUGGAUACUUUAGAAGACAACCGAGAAUGGUAUCAGAGCAUGAUUCCUCAUAGUCCUUCACCUCCCCCAGACGCAUCAGGUUUAGAGAAAAAUGGAGGAGACAAAUUCAAGUUUCAGCUUACUUUAGAGGAGGAAGAUGGAGAAGAAUCAGAGAUUGAACCAGAGAUUGAGAGCCCUUUGGAAGAGGAUAAUAGUGAAUCCAAAACCUUGGGGACAACUGAUGAUUCAGAAUCUGCAAAUGAGCCAUUGCCUUCUCCAACAGACAAACUGGGCAGCCCCCACAGAAACGCCCUGAUCAAACAAAAGGGUGCAUUGAACUUUGACAACCAAAGAACACUUUCACAGACGGAUAGUGGUUCCAUAGCAGAUCCUGCUGAGUUAGCAAGAAGAGAGAGCCUGACUGAUGUACAAUCAUGUCUUGACAUGGAAGGAAAUAUCACCUUUUUGCCUCUUGGGACGUAGUGAAGGGAAGGCCCGAUGAUGAUUACAUUCUGGCAGGGCCAGAAGGGGAUCACCCCAAAUCUUGCUGCCAGCAACCUAUGAUUUCACUCCCCAUUGUAAGGGAGUGUUACUAUUAACAUUUUCUUCCCCAAAGAAAUCUGUAGCUUGAACCACAUUAUUUGCCCAGGUGGCGAAAUAUCAGAGAUCAGACUAUGACUGUCAUGUCUUCCUUCCAGUGUUGCUACUCAGCAUCUGAGUUGUACCUGGCAAAUGGAAAAAUUCUUCCUGCUGGACUUCUCACUAUCACUAAUUUCUUAUUUUGGUUUCAACUUGGAAAUAGUCUGUAUCUUGUUUUAAGAAAGCCCAGGUGGAAAUACAGCUUUUAGUUCAGUGUAAGAACAAAUGUUUUGCCUGAAGAUGGACACAGGUUCAGUCUCUGACAUCUUUAGUCUUCUUUUUUAGAGGUUCUAGGCUGUGGGGGGGGGGGGUUCUGACUGUGAUCCUGGAUAACAUUUUCAAGUUAGAGCAGACAGUACUGGGUUGGUUAGACAAAUGGUCAGACUUUUUGUAGUCCUACACUUUCCAAGUAUGCAAAUUUUAUUUGAGGAAAGGUUCUGUAUGAUCCUGCUGAAAAUCAGGAUAAUAUAGUGGGCUUGAUGGACCAAUGAUUUGACCCAGCAAAAAGGGAAUCUUAAAAUGACAUGCUAUUGCAGAAAAAGGGGAAUUGUGCAGAUAAAUAUUAUGUAUGUCUCAAGUGUAACAAAACCAGCAUCCUGGGAAGUUUCACAUAAAAUAUUCAAGUAGGAGGCAGUCUCUGUAAAUUUUAAAUAGUUCUAUCUAGUGUGAUAGGAUGCUAUCAAGAGAUACAAAAUUCAUCCUGCUGGAUGCAUUUGGCAUCAAAUUUCUGAUACUCAAAACAAGAAGGCCUUCCUUCAGACUGCAUGUUGCCUCAAUCUGGUAGCUGCAUUGAAAAUCACCUCCUUUAUAUUAAUCUUUUAGAUACCUUUUCUCCCACAUGAAAAGAUUUAUAGAAAGUGAUAACCCAAUUUCUCCAAUAUUCAGAAGCCCUAUAGAGAAGGGACUACAGAUUUUGUUUUACUUUUCCAGUAAGGGGGAAACCCUAUUGUUUUAAAUUAUUUUUUAUUUUGUGACAUGUAUUUCUCCAUAGCAGCUGUAAAGAGUAAAUAAUUCAUGUGUUCUUUAAAAAAAAGAGGAAAGUAUUUUGAUGCAGAAAUAGGUAGUCAGUAUUUUUAAAAAUAUUUAAUUAAUCUUCCCAGCAAUUUCUAAUAUAAGACUACUAUAGUAACUGGCAGAACUGCUUGCUAUACAAGGGUAAUUGGAAGUCUUGCUAAUUUUCAAAUUAAUGGUGGGGGGGACUUCAAUUUGAUAAUUUGUCUCUUCUGACAUUUUAAUCAUUUGACUUUUUCCUGUGAAAUCAAUGUCCCACUUUGUUACAGCUUUGGGUGUGUGUGGCUUCUUUGCCCCUUUCUCCUAAAAGAAAUGGGAGAAGCUAUCCCAAGUGAUGUGUUCAUAUUAGACUACUCAUAAAAAUUUUGUGUGAUAUGUACACUAUUUAUUUUGAAUCUUUUGAUCAUUAACAUUUCGUUGAAGAAAAAAACCUAUUAUUUUUAAAGGGCAUUUUAACUUUUUUUUCUAAAUACAAACAUAGAAUCAUUGUUUUUUUUUUUAAUAAGCUGGUUUUCUGACAUUAGGGGAGAAGCAAUUUAUGUCGAAUUGUGAAAAAAAUGUGGAUUUACACAUUUCCCCCCUAUUUUCAGUAUUCAAAGAAAUCUAUUAUUUUGGUUUUUCUGGGUUACCUGGAUCUUCACUCCAUGUAUUUUGCAGUUCACAAAAAAAGAUUGUUACCACACUGAAGUUGUUCAAAUCAAGUUAGAGAGCCACUCUGUCCCUCUUAUUCUCUGUAUGCAUUAAAGGGUCUGUCCUAUUCCAGAGAACACAACUAGAUAGCACUCUAUCCAUUGAUUUUUCCCCUAGAAGGCUUAAUCUGCUGAUUUGAAGAGAUAGAUUCAUUUUGUGUUUUUACAGUACUGUUUUGGGUAAAUAAUGCAGUUCUAUGGAGUUUCAAAAAGAGACAGGGUUGGUUGAAACUGGGGAAUCAUUAGCCAAUGCAAGUAGCAGAUGAAACUUAUGAAUAGACAAAUGAGAUUUAAAGGUUCAUUUGUAAAAUUUUGGUGAGGCCAGAUUAUGAUUUAAGGAGCUUAAACUGCUAAAUGAUUAUAAAGCUAGGGUGGUACCUCCAUCUACUAUAUUUAUGUAUUAGAAAUCCAGGGAGGGUGCAAACGAGGAUGAUUCUAUGCACCAAAAUGAUAUUGUGUCUCAUAAUUUUUUUCCAUAUACUGUACCUCUUAUGAAAGGCCGGUUAUGCAUUACUACUGGGAAGGCUACCACUUUUAAUUUAUUUUCAGCAAGUAUUUUUUGUUCUUUUUUUAAAAAAAAAACUUUUGUAGCUUUAUGCUUAAUGAUAUUUUGAUGUGUAAUAACCUCACCAAUGGUUGGUUCAGGCAAAUUUUAUUGAUAGCAAUUGGUUUAACUGUGAUUUGCACUCAAAAAUGCUGCAUUAUAUGUGUGCAAAUGUAUAUAUGUAUAUGUUGAAUGUUUGUUUGUAUACACAUGUAUUUCACAAUGCACUUUGAGUUUGCUGAGCUGCCACUUGGGCCUGGCCCUACAGAUUGAGUUACUGUUUCUUUGUGAAAUAAGUAUUGUCGUAACCACAGAGAACAUAUUGACAUUUUUAUCUGAUUGUCUGGUUUUCCUUACAACAUUAAGUGUUUUCUGGCAACACCUUUUCUUUACAUUGUAUUUAAGUGUUAAAAUGAAAUGAUUGGCUUUUAAAAUUGUACUAUAAAUCUCCAGAGCUUGAAAAAAAAUUUCAGUUCUAAAGAAAUCACAGUAACGGAGCAUUUGUUAGUAGGAAUGAUAACUACAGGAGAGGAGAGAUACUGCCACAGGAGUUUAGAAUGUGGAAAUUGUGGAUGGAGACGUGAAUGGAGUUAAUCCAAGAUAGAAAGGUAAAUCUGAGCAAAGAAAUUAGAGGAGACAGGGAGGGGGAGGGAGGGAGAGAGAGAUUAUAUAGUGAUGCUUGAUCAGAGUUUAGGCAAAAAAAGCAAAAAGAUAUGAUAAGAACUGUCAGGACUUAGCCCAACUGAUUCAGGAAAAUUAGGAUCAUUUAGAACUGCAAAGGACAUAAUACUCUCUUCUUUGCAAACAACAUUUUCUAACAUCAUAAGGAAUUAUUUUGAAAGGGUAGGGGAUUGAGUGUUAUAGCAUGUAAACUUUCACAGUUACUGAUGCAAAAAUGAGUGAAGCUCUGGAAAAACAAUAAUGAUUGUUUAUUUCCCACAAGCCAGGUCCUUUUUUCCUCCUAGCAAAUCCAUCACUGACAAGCCUAACUCCCAAAUAAUGUAAAUAUUUAAUCCCAAAGCAUAAAGCUUAUCUCUCAUCUGUGCUUGCCUGUCUCUUGUAUGUCCCUCGGUGCUCUUGAUUUAUACACGCACAUCGUACAUGCACAUCUGCCUAGUUUCACAAAAUACUCUUGCCUUCUUGAGGGCUUAUUAUGACAGUGAUCCACCAACUACAUUUCCCUCCAGGUCCUAUUUGUUUCCUUCACAGAUUACAUGGUGGAAUUAUAAAGGAGUACUGUAUAAUCAAAUGGCCAAGCAAGACUCAAAUCAAAAUUUUGAUAUUGGAUUUUGGAAGAUAUUGUAAAUAAGAUUUAGCAAAGCCCACAGUACACAAACACACCAUGAGGUUAGAUGGGGAUGAUACAUUUGCCUUUAUUAAGACCUACAGAUGCACUCAAAACUCUACAAAACAUUUUCUGCCAUAUUUUUUCCUUAAGCAGAUCAUAUGUAGGUGAAAGAAACGGAAAUAAUGUAAAAGAACAGAGUCAUAGCAGUGGAUCAGUGAAUAGUGAUUAUUCAAUUUUGGAAUGCAUUUGAGCUUCCAGAGGGUCUUUCAGCAUAUAACAAGGUGGAUCUCUUCCUUAUUAAAUAUAGGAUUCCUAUAUUUUGCCAACACUGCAAUCUGUGUGCCCCAUAACUAACUUGGGAACUAUACAAGUAUGUUUGAGGUGUUCCCACUCUUUCUUUUUUUAAAAGUGUUAUCAGUCUCAAAAAAAUUCACUUUAGCAACAUUCAGAAGUUUUAAAAUGGUGUUAUGUUGCCAUCUAAUGGUCACACACAGUCUUUGGGCAUGCAUUCACAUAUAUCACUCCAAAGUCUUCUAUUAUAAAUAAGUUUACAAGUAAAUUUGUAGUCAACUGCAGUUGACAUUCUAUAUUCUUAGGAGAUACUGCAUGUAUCUCUCGCUAUGAUCUAACCAUCCCACUGUGGUUAGGAAUAAUUUGGUUUUCUUAUAGAUGGCGAUUUAUGAGGCAGAUGAGCUAAACCUAUUAAAGCUCAGGACAUAAUUACAGGAUUUUGCAGAGUAAUGAAAGUCCUAGCAAGAUAACACUUCAAAGUUUUCUAAUGAUAUUCCUCAUAACAAAACAUAAACAUGAUAGAAGGGAAAUUUUGAUCCUAGUCUUCUGUAUCUAGAUGCUUAAAACAUUUUUCGUAAGUUACUUAAUGGAAAGAUUGUCAGUUACAAUAUUUUACUGAAGAAGCACUACAGAUACCAUACAACAUGGAUGGGUUGGGCUGGGUUUUGUUAGGAGCCUUGGGGUGCAGCGAUUAGUAUUGUAGGUUAACUCUGCCCACAGUCUAGAGUUCGAUCCUGACAGGGUUCAAGGUUGACUCAGCCCUCCAUCCUUCCAAAGUCAGUAAAAUGGGGACCCAGAUUGUUGGGGGCAAUAUGCUGACAUUGUAAACUGUCCAUGGAGUGCUGUAAAGCACUAUGGAGUGGUAUAUGUGUCUAAGUGCUAUUUAUAUUGGUUUGCUUUUUCUCACUUUCCUGACCAUGAUUGUCUUGGCCCAUUUUCACAGAAAAACCUGCUAGCAUUUUCAAAUACUUUUCUCAUACUAUAUGCAUUUUAUACACAUUUGUUACUGUAAGCAUGUUAGUAAAUAAUUUAGUAAAUAAAAUACAUCUGUCUAUACUUUUUUCA